This is a messenger RNA of Magnolia sinica, 1333 nucleotides long. Its product is annotated as ATG8-interacting protein 2. Lineage: Eukaryota; Viridiplantae; Streptophyta; Magnoliopsida; Magnoliales; Magnoliaceae. The transcript has 3 exons. The coding region runs from base 178 to 1149 and encodes 323 amino acids. Gene Ontology annotation, cellular component: intracellular membrane-bounded organelle. The record is from RefSeq and is a predicted model, not a curated record.
CGGUCCAAGCGGUUUUCUAUUAUCUCUUCCCGGGCAUCUGGCUAUAAAAGCCGUCUCUGCAGUUUCUUAUUCUCAGAUCGUCUCUCCUCCGGAUUUCAUCAGAAACCCUAGAAAUCUCAUUUUUUUUCAUCGAAAUCAACCAUCAAAGAUCGUUUCUAGGAGAGCCAGGAUUUUAGAAUGGCAGAUGAGGAGAAUGAGGGAGAGGAAACUUCCUCCCGUGGACAUGAUUGGGAAGUAGUGUCACUUACAGCAUCAACUUAUGGGGCAGCGCCUGGUCCAAAAGGAUCUGACUCAACUGAUGAUGAUAAGGAUAAGGUGUCUGCUCCAGAUCCAGAGGAAUCCUCUAGUGCGAUGUUCAUGUCCGGUCAUUUUGUAUUUCCGCCAAGCCAACAUGAGAAUCUUCCGCUGGAGCCUGACAACAGUGAAAUUCUUAAUGAACCUGGGAGUGAAGGAGUGGAUUCCACCCAGGAAGGUGGAUUGGGUGUGGGGGAAGGGGAUAGGCUGGACAAAGCUAGCGAAGAAAAUUGGAAUAUCAAAGGAUUAUCAGAAGCAGAUGAGCUACAUGGGAUUCAAUUUUUUGAUGGAAAGGGUAAGAGUUUCUCUGGUCACAGUACAGAAUAUGAAGAAGUAAGGGCUCUAGAGGAGCUGAAUUUAAUAAAAGAAGAGCAGAGUAUUUACUCUACUUCUAAAUUUGGUUCUUUUCAUGCCGAAGCAGAUCUAAGUGGAUCGAUUGCCUCUGCUGAGACCAAUAUUAUUCCUGAUCCUGAUGAUCCUUCUCACCCAAAUUUGGGUUCUCCUUCCGAUAUCUCAAAGCCUCAAAAGGCAAUAAAAGAAGAUAAAGACAACGAGUCUGGUCUUCCCUGUGAAGCUUGGUGGAAAAGGAGGGCUGCGGCAUUAUAUAGCCAUGCGAAGGAGGCGAACACAAUUUGGUCUGUUGUAGUUGCUGCUACUUUAAUGGGACUUGUAAUUCUAGGGCAGCGGUGGCAGCAAGAAAGGUGGCAGAUGCAGCAGCUAAAGUGGAAAUUCGGUAUCACUGAUGAGAAAAUAAACAGGAUGCUGGGCCCCAUUUCACGGUUUAAAGACGUUCUGGUGGGUGGUCACCGACGUGGCCCUGUUAUACGGGGCAGCAGUGCCAAUGCUGAGCGUUGAGAUGAUGACGAAAAAAAAGAACCCAGCAGGAGAGGUGUUGGCUGCCUGCUGCCUGCAAUCUUCUUUGUAAGACGCUUGCACUGUAUUUUGUCUUUAGAAGAAACAUUUGGAGGAUGGUUUGCUAUUUGUUAUUGUAUAAUUCUGCGUCUUCCCCACCACUUAAAAUUGCUUGAGGUUUUUUGCA